Molecule: messenger RNA, 3223 nt
Organism: Pseudogymnoascus destructans
Lineage: Eukaryota; Fungi; Ascomycota; Leotiomycetes; Thelebolales; Thelebolaceae
Gene: YAK1
Product: dual specificity protein kinase yak1
Exons: 5
Coding region: 276-3029 (917 amino acids)
Biological process (GO): peptidyl-serine phosphorylation; peptidyl-threonine phosphorylation
Cellular component (GO): cytoplasm; nucleus
Molecular function (GO): protein serine/threonine kinase activity; ATP binding; protein tyrosine kinase activity
Source: RefSeq, a predicted model, not a curated record
CCAACCGCGACGCUGGCGCUAACUCGUAAUGGCGACCUGACGUUGGAGUACAGGUGUAACAACAUACUCACGCUGUCGCCCAGCAUCAUGAUGCAUCUUUGAGACGAAGGCAUCUACGUUUACAGGCCCCCUUCGCCUCUCCCCCAGCAAAUACUGGCCCUCUCCCACGCGUUCCUUCGCGAUUGACCUGACGCCGCGCCGCCAGGUCGACCCAACAACAAGCUCGCGCAAGCCCCGCUUCUGCUCCGCAGCGAAGUCGAACGUAUCUAUCUGUCAUGGAUCAAUGGCAGGCAUAUUCUAGUACUGGCGGAGGCGCCCGUAGGUUUGAUUCCAAUUCACAGGCAGGCCAGCCUCAACAGGCACGAGAAUACGGUUCGGGUGGUGCGCAGCCCAACUACAGGGUCGAUCAAUACCAAGGUGCAACGAACCCUUCGCAAGGGCAGUCUAUGGUGGCAUCGACGCCGAAUACCCCUCAAACUCGAGACGGCAACGGAGACGCCGCCAUGCAAGAUAUUGGGGACCCGUACAGCGGUGUCAAGUAUCCGAUGCGACCACAUCACCAGCAGCAUCUGUCAGCUAGCAGUCGCUCCGGAUUACAUCCACAAAGCCCUCAAGAGCAGUCAUCGGCAGCUCAAAGAUAUUCCCCGAUGGAAGCUGUAUCGGGAGCUACGCCGUACAUCUCGAGCCCUCAGACAAGCCAGAAUCAAUAUACCAACCGGCAAUCUCCAACGAGGUCGAGCUAUUCUUCGCCGACCUCAUACUAUUCCUCACGACAGCAGGUGCAACAACUACCUCCCAUAACGCCCUACUCCUCGAACAACAUCCAGGAUUCAUACCCAUCAUCGGCCACAACACAGCUGAAUGCAGUCUUUAGCAACGACCUCAAGUCACCUCGCAGGCCUCAGCCAGCGGCAGCACCACCCGUUGAGCGUGGUCCGAUCCCGCAGUUCGCGAAACUGAGAUCCGUUUCGGAUCUUCAGCCACAGAUCAAUGCGCAGCCUGCGUUCAGAAGAGCGAACCCAGAGGGAGGAUUCAUCAGUCCACUACAAGCGCUCACGACACACCUACCUUCGACAUACCGAAUAUGCAACCCAAUGUUCAAAUACGAGUCAUCCCGAAACCCCAGGAGAGUGCUCACAAAACCGAGCAAGGGGACGAAGAAUGACGGAUUCGACAAUGAGGAUAGCGAUUAUAUUCUAUAUGUCAACGAUAUCCUUGGUUCUGAAGAGACGGGUCAUAAGAACCGCUAUCUCAUUCUCGAUGUUCUUGGCCAGGGUACCUUUGGUCAAGUGGUGAAGUGCCAGAACUUGAAGACCCAGGAGGUUGUCGCUGUCAAAGUGAUCAAGAAUAAGACGGCAUACUUUAACCAAAGUAUGAUGGAAGUCUCUGUGCUCGACUUGAUUAACAGCAAGCUCGACAAGAACGACGAUCACCAUUUGCUCAGACUCAGAGACACCUUUAUUCACAGGCAGCAUCUCUGCCUGGUCUUCGAACUCUUGAGCGUCAAUUUGUACGAACUCAUCAAGCAGAACCAGUUCCGCGGCCUAAGCACGACACUUGUCCGCGUAUUCGCGCAACAGCUUUUAACUGGGCUUGCUCUGUUGAAUAAGGCGCGCCUUAUACACUGUGAUCUGAAGCCCGAAAACAUCCUACUCAAGAACCUUGAGAGCCCCAUUAUCAAGAUCAUUGAUUUCGGCUCGGCUUGUGACGAACGUCAAACGGUGUAUACCUAUAUUCAGUCUCGAUUUUAUCGAUCUCCAGAAGUUCUACUUGGCCUACCAUAUUCCUCAGCGAUUGAUAUGUGGUCAUUAGGUUGUAUUGUGGUCGAACUGUUCUUGGGUUUACCAUUGUUUCCUGGUUCAUCCGAAUACAACCAGGUGUCGCGCAUUGUCGAGAUGUUAGGCAACCCGCCAAACUGGAUGUUGGAGAUGGGGAAACAGUCCGGAGAAUUUUUUGAGAAGCGCCAUGAUGUUGACGAUUUUGGGAGGAGGACAUAUCACCUGAAGAGCAUGGAGCAAUACUCAAGAGAACAUGGUUCCAAAGAGCAGCCGAGCAAGAAAUACUUUCAAGCCACGGCUCUACCGGAGAUAAUCCGAUCAUAUGCUAUGCCCAGGAAAAAUAUGAAGCCAAAUGAGGUGGAACGAGAGAUGAACAAUAGGGUAGCAUUCAUCGACUUCAUCCGAGGCUUAUUGAACAUCAAUCCAUUGGAGCGAUGGUCACCACAGCAAGCAAAGCUCCAUCCCUUCAUUACCCAGCAGAAGUACACCGGGCCAUUUGUACCACCCAUGAACCUGAAGACCAGUUCUUCCAACCGAUCCCCAGCCCCUGGAACCCAGCAGCAACAGCAGGCUGAAGCCCUCAGCAAGCAACGUGCACAAGCGGCACAAGUCCAGCUUGUCCAACAACACUCUGCUGCUCAGGCCCAAGCCCACGCUGCCCAAGCAGCAGCCCAGGCCCAUGCGGCUCAACAAUACCCGACACAAUCACCACUGGUUGGCGGUUUACCAAGCAACCAAUACCCUCCACAGAGCCAUCCCCAAGCAGCGCAGAUGUACAAUAACACCGCCAUGUACCCGCCGAACCAGGCCCACCAAGCCGGUCCACCGCCAUACCCCGCCCAGCCUGGCGGCUACCCACAAGGCGGUAUGAUGCAACACCAGCCCCCGCCGCACAUGCCAGCAGGACAGUAUGGCCAGCCAGCGCAACAAGGUCUAUACCCUCAAUCCCAAACAAGACGCCAGAGAGCCAUGACAAUGGAAGUGCAACAAGGUGGAAUCCCACCCGCCAUCCAGCGAGUCGCAAGUCACCUCGACCCCACGCAGCCAAUCCGCUUGCAACCCAGCCCAGCAUACUACCCCCCUCCCCCCGACGGAAUGCCCGAUGGCAACCCCGGCAGCCAACGGCGCCGCGGCAGCCGCGCAGCGCAGGGCGCACAGCAGGGCGCGAGGAGCAAUCGCGAUUUCAUCCGUAACCUCGAGGACCGCACGCUGGAAGAGGGGUUCAUGGGGGCGCAGAACCAGUGGCAUUGAUGGGACUGCCAUGAAUCGGCGCGCGUGUACGACGUAUGCUUUAAUAGAGGAUAUUGGACUAUUUAACAGGUCUACAGAGGGUGGUGGCGAAGUACACGAGAGUAUCUGAAACGUGGAAGGGGGGACGACACCACUCUUUUUCUGUGGAGCGAGAUAGAUGUGUGGGAAAUGAAAAUGGGACUCUCGGGGUGGGG